AUGGCCAAUCUCACAUCCUUACCACAGGAGACAAUCAGCCAGAUUGCCCUUUGUCUCGAUCGCCAUUCCGGCCUCUCCCUCGCUCUCACCUGUCGAGCUUUCGCCGGACCGGCGGAGGCGCGGCUCUGGCAGACCCUCGAACUAUCGCUCAGCCCGUACUAUGGCGUCUCUCCGCCUAUCCAGCCGCAUGAAGGAGCCUUUCCCUUGGCCGAGCGCGGGGGAGCCUUUCUACUCCGUCAUCGCCCUUACACAGCGCUUGAGGCGUGGGCAUGGAAUCAGGUGGAAACGGCGGAAGAGGCGUAUCGGACGGCGCUGCCAGGAAUUAUUGAUAGGAUCAUCCGGAUGGCAGACGGGAGGCGAUGGGCACUGGUCCGCGAGAUUACAGCGGCGCCUCGCGUGGGAGCCAUCGCCGGCAUCGUUCGAGUCCUGCGCAAUGCCGCUCCCCGUCUAGCGGAACUGCACCUCGACGAGCCAACCUCCCUGGAUGCCCUGGCCCCCAUUUUCCCAGCGGACAUUGACACGCUAGACUACGCCCUGAUCAGGGCGGAUCUACACUUCCCCUUCCUCACCUACCUCCGACUUGGACACGAUUCCGUUCGGUUCUCCGACCUCAUCCUCCUAUUCCUGCACGCGGCGCCCAAUCUUACGGAUCGCGACUUCGAUACCUGGGGUCUGUGGGAUCUCCCUGCGGACGCUGAGACGCAAAUGCCGCAGCUGCAAGGCGAGACCAAGCUGCGGAGAUUGAAGAUGGAAUUUGCGGAUCGGGGCCGGCAGGAGGAGACGGACGAGUCAUCGCCGGUCCUUGAGAUGCUUCGCCGGAGUCCUCUCGUGGAGCAGCUCUCGGAAGGCUAUAUGGAUCAGAACGUGGUUGUCUAUGACGGCCUGGUGAAGACCGCUUGGACCAUGCGCGGUCUGAGAGAUUAUCACUGGCGUUGGGAACCCUCGGACUUUAUGGACAGUGUAGUAUACACGAUGGGCGAGUUGGAGACGCCAGGAUUCACUGGUCUCAAACGGCUAGUCUAUAGUCAUGCGUCCUUUGACUACAUGCAGACAAGGAAUAUGCGUACCAUGUAG
Dioszegia hungarica is the source of this 1074-nucleotide messenger RNA. RefSeq lists its product as uncharacterized. The record is from RefSeq and is a predicted model, not a curated record. Gene Ontology annotation, molecular function: protein binding. Bases 1 to 1074 code for a protein of 357 amino acids. The transcript is spliced from 2 exons. NCBI's taxonomy places the organism in Eukaryota, Fungi, Basidiomycota, Tremellomycetes, Tremellales, Bulleribasidiaceae.